Messenger RNA from Serendipita indica DSM 11827, 1497 nucleotides. The record is from the annotation of a GenBank genome assembly. Lineage: Eukaryota; Fungi; Basidiomycota; Agaricomycetes; Sebacinales; Serendipitaceae.
AUGGACGCACACGGUGACACGGCCAUUCGACAAGUGCACGACAAUCAAGUGUUAGAGGAACGUCAGGUCGAGAGCGACUCGAGCCACUUCUCGUCGCCAAUGACGAGUCCUGUACUUGGAUCUACCUUUCGGCCUUUGCAGGAGCCCACACUCGGCGUCUACUUUGAACCAGCGGAUGGGGAGAAGAAUGAUGUACUCGCUGCGCUGAGAGUGACUAGAAAGAUCAACAGGCAAGCACUAGAGGCCGUUCAACGCGUUCAACCACAGACGAAACAAUGUCUCGACUUCGCAUCCUUACUACAGGCACAAGAUAAAGAAAUGCGACAAUGGAUACUGAAGGGCUGUCAAAUUGAUCCCACAAGGACGGUGGCGAUUCGUCAACUGUCGCUAUUUGCGAGACUUGCUCGAUACGUUAGGCACCUUCGCGAUGUUGAAAUGGAUCUUCCAUCACCCCCCAUCUCCACGAGCCGGGUUGGCUUAAUGCUGCGUCGACUGUCAUCCUCAGCUUCGUCUGGAUCUUCCAAUUCCCAGAGAGAUAAAGUCGAUCCGAGACUUAUUAUGGCGGCGGAGAGAGUAUCGGCGUCCUUUGCACCAUUGAAGGCCAGUAUAGAAGAUUUCAUGAAGGCGCAGACUCAAAAAACGGCAUUGUAUACAAAUUUCGAGAAAAUAAGACAUGACUUGAAUAUCGUCCAUCCCCUCUGCCUUCCAGAUACCCGUGUGUCUUUACGCAACUCUAUCAAGAUAUGGGCGGCGUCUUCGAGCGAGGUUCCACUAGUGCUCGUCCUCCUCGGGGAGAAGGGAGCAGGAAAGUCAACCACUGCGUCCAUGGCCUGCUGUGAACUAGGAAACAUCGACAUGCUCCAUUCCGCUCACUUUCUCAACGCGAACAGCGGUCCACUGGCGAAACGCUCAGCGGCUCCACCGGCUCGGCCCCGCUCAAAGUCGCUUGGUGGAUCACUGUCGCCACUGUCGCACUCUCCCUUUCGUUCCCGAGGCCAAACAGUUCCGAACCACGGGAAAAGCCUGGUGACCGAUAUCAUCAAGCGCAUCAAUACUCCCGACGCGCAUGGUCAUGUCAUCGUGAUCGACAACGCAGAUUCACUAAUUCACGGAGAAGGCUUGCGAUUGCUUGAAGUUGUAACAACCGCCAACUCGCCCGAUUCUAGGCUUCGGCUCCUGAUCACAUGCACGACGAUGCCAAAUUGGCUUCGUUCUAGCAGUGGUAGUGUGAAAGUAGAGACGCUAGGGCUUGGAGACAGCGGGGAUGCGGAGAACAAGGCCGACAUUGCGACCUAUGUAUCUUCGCGAAUGUGCUUCUCCCUGUCAGCAGCAGACCAACAGCGACUCGUCGAUGCGACAGACGGCAACUUUGCAAAAGCAGUGAGGUUAUGUGAUCUCGUUGAAGAGGGAGGGUCACCUGAACGUGUGCUGGAUACUGUCCUCUAUCAAGAGAUGAUAAGCAAGCAUGGUGACAAUGUGAGAAUUGUCUUAGUAUAA